UAUUAAAUUAAAAGUUGUGUGUGUUUUAUUUAAAUCUAUAGUCAUCUUGACAUGUAAAAGUAAAAAAGGGAAAAAAGAAAUAUAUAGACAGCUUCUUCUGAAACAUUUAAAUGUCUUUGUAGAUGAGCUGGAUCAUCAUGUCUUUCUGUGUAAAUAUAACUCCCCACUUAAACUACGCAGCUUCUCUGACUUCAUUAUCGACCUGAAACAAGUAAAGCUGAUCUCUUCUGUCACUCCAUCCUUACAGAAAAUGAAGUAAUAACCUAUAGUUAGAAAUGUUCUUGGUUCGAUUAAAGUCCUUCUUGGUUAUCUGAGGAAACUCUUUAAAACAGCAAGUGUAACCUAUCGUCCUCUCCUGCGCCAUCCGCAUACAGUGAUCUCCGUGCUGCACCUAAAGUAGACAUGCAGGCUAACCGCAAACGUGGAAGAGUCCAUUUCCAUCUUAAUGCACAAACAAAAUCCUGCCCCAACGAGGCGAUCAACUAUCUUCAUCCCGUUGAGGCAAAUGAGAGGCAGCCGACAAAAAUUAUGAGCAGGUCACCCUCUAAUUACUUCUCUGCUCAAAGUGUCACCUCUGAUGAGAGAAAUACUGAAUAUUAUGAUUCUUUCAGGGAUUUCUCUGUGGAGAAUUAUGAAGUAAAGGAACAUGACACCAGCAGCGUCCUGAGUCUUGAUGAAGAGGCCAGCUCCAGUUCAACCUCCUCCAGCCGGACGUCCAGCUCCAGCAACCUUGAUGAUCAGCAGGUUCAAGUUCCGGAUCUAGACUUUAACAGUUAAUUGACUUUUAUAUGUUCUUUGUAACUAAUGUUCAUGUUACAGAUUGUGCAAACAUCAACGAAUGUUUCAGUUCUCAAUUUAAUUGAGCUGUGAAGAAAGUAAAUAUUCAAAAUAGUUGAGAAAUCUUCUAGCAAAUUGUUCACGAUAAUUUUACUUUUUGCAGAUGAUAUUUUGGGCUGUUACAAAAUUGUCAAAAAGCUUGGUGAGGGAGGUUACAGCACUGUCUUUGAAGCAGUUCGCAUGACGGAUGGCCUUGAGGUAUUAUAUUUUACUCACUACAUCUAGCUAGCAAAAUAUUUCUCUCAGUCUCUGUUCAAAUUUGUUUAUUGUGUCACAUGACAUUGAAAAAGUUGAAUGACUGUGAUGAUUUGAGUUAAUUGAGCUAAUUGUUUUGAUAAUCAGUUGGCAUUAAAUGUCAUUUUGAAGACAAACACCAUGGAUUACCUCAGCAUUCCUGGUCAUCCUACACCCCUUCCGUUAGAGGUUGCUCUAACCAUUCUUGCCAACAAUGGUCCGACCGUUCCUCAGAUAAUCCAGAUGCUGGAGUGGCAGGAGUGUCCCGACUCCUACAUAAUGAUCUUGGAGCGUCCCUCACCCUGCGAAGACCUUUUUGAUUUCCUGGAGCGGCACGGAGGAACCCUCAGCGAGAACAUGACACGGCACAUCAUGUGGCAGGUAGUGCAGGCUGCCCACAUGUGCUGUCAGCGAGGGGUCCUCCAUCGGGACAUUAAACUAGAAAAACUGCUGAUCAACAAGGAAACUCAUGAAGUAAAACUCAUAGACUUUGGCUGCGGUGACCUUCUGAAGACUUCGGCAUAUGCAACAUUUUGUGGUAUGUAUUGUCCAAGUCUGCAGUUUGAGAUUUUACUUCUUCAACACCAUAUUUUGAACAGCAUCAGCUUUCUUACUGUCACUAAUGAAGAAAAUCUUCUUUUUUCAGGGAGUGAAGAUUACUGUCCACCCGAAUAUAGAUCUAGUGGCAGGCAUUUUGGCAAAGCAGCAACUGUUUGGUCACUGGGGGUUCUCCUGUAUGAACUGCUGUGUGGAGAACCUCCAAAACACAGUGACCUGGACUUGACAGAAGAAAGAACUUGGAUCAAAUCUGGAUUGUCAAAAGGUGAGCUGGCCAUUUAUUACAGCAGAGAAAGCCAACUGUAAAUCUAAAUGACACAGAGGAAUAAUUCAGUGAUGUUCAUCAGUUUUGGCCUUCACGUUUCAGCAUCAUCAAAUCUUAUUGUUUGGAUUGUGAUUAUUAAAGCAAGUAGAUGUAGUUUAGGUAAUAAUAAUCAGACUCCUCCAUCUUUCUCCACAGAGUGCUGCCAACUGGUCCAGUCCUGCCUGCAGAGGAGCCCCAUGAAGAGGAUCGCUUUGGGGAAACUCAGCAGCCAUCGCUGGUUCAAGGUACUACAAUUUCUUAUAUCUUUUUUUUUUAGCAUUUUUAUACAGUAUGUUUAUCAUAUACUGUACAAGUGUAACAAGCAUAAGGCAUGUAGACCAACCAGUAUUUUGUGGGCUUGUUUUAGGUCACCAAAUAAAGAAAUGAAGAGGAGGUCAGCUCAGUUUCAGAGCCCCUCCAUCAGCUCAGUGUCUGGCAGCCUGACAUGAAUGGACCAGAGCUGGCUCUCAAAGCCACACCCGCAGAGUUCAUUUUAUCAAUGAAAAAAAAAAAGAGACGGAAAAUGUCAUUGCCUAAAACUUGAAACAAGCAGAAGCAGCAAGCAUGAAGCUGAAAUAAAUUGACUUGCAGUGCAAGGACCUUCAAAAAUGGUCUGUUUUAAAACUGGCAAACACUGAGCUGCCAUUCUCAAUAGUCCAAAAAAUUCUUGUGAAGGGAGCGCUUCCUUUCCAGAGCAACAUUUACACAUGAGCUCCUUUUCACAGCCACCUCAGUGACAAAGCAGAACCAAAGUUUUCUGCAUUUACUGCCUUGAUUCAAGCAAGGAUGUCAACUCAGGCUGCCAGAUCGUGGACCUUCCUUUCAUGACACUCCAACACAGCAUUUUUUCACAACUUCUUCUUUUUAGAGCUUCUUGUAAGGGAUUUCUGAGAAAAUGUGUCCGCAACAAGAAAACCAGAGCUGAUUCUCAACACUAACCCAGUUCCAGUGCUGUGCGUCAACACUGUCAUCAUCUGUCGAGAUUUUUCAGAUCCUGAAAAAACAGUAGCUGUCUAAGGAAAGCUCAUCUCUCCAUCCCGAACAUGCUCUAUAGAGGGACCUUCAAGAGUAUCCUGAGCAGCCGCAUCAACUGAACUACCU
Danio rerio (zebrafish) is the source of this 3034-nucleotide messenger RNA. The record is from RefSeq and is a predicted model, not a curated record. NCBI's taxonomy places the organism in Eukaryota, Metazoa, Chordata, Actinopteri, Cypriniformes, Danionidae.